Symbiodinium sp. CCMP2456 is the source of this 507-nucleotide messenger RNA. NCBI's taxonomy places the organism in Eukaryota, Dinophyceae, Suessiales, Symbiodiniaceae. The record is from the annotation of a GenBank genome assembly.
GUGGUCCUGGAGCGCUUGGUCGAGAUGUUGGCCUUCGACGACAGGCCCUCUCCUUCCAGCCGGGGUGUGUCUAUGGCAGAGGUCGGAGUUUUCAUGGGCGAGACGUGCGCCUCCCUGCUGGCGAAGCACCUACCGUUGGAGACGGUCCAUCUUGUCGACCUCUGGGACAACAACCCGACCUACCAGGGUGUCCUUCGCGAGAAGAGCCACCUGGGUGACGUGUCUGCAAACGAGGCCCGGCAGCGAGUGGAGCAGCGCUUCGCACAGUACGCCCGGACCUACUGCUUCGAUGGCACCUCAAGCGCCCAUCGACCCUAUCAGGGGUCAGUUCUUCCUUCGAGCGGUCCCUGGCAAGCGCCCCUGUGCCCGGAGGUGGAGGAGAACACGAACCUGCCAAGAGUUGCGAUUCAUGCCACCACCUCGUUAACAGCGAGCUCUCGUCUUCCAUCUCGCUCGUUGGACCUUGUCUUCAUCGAUGGGGCACACGACUACGAAAACGUCAAGAAG